AUGGGGAUGGAUGUCAAAUACCUCAAGGAACGCAUAGGAAGAUGUUUGGCUGAGGGACUUGCAGAAGCGGCGGACCGUCGGCCUGUGGACCCAAUCAAUUUCCUGGCACACUUUAUUUACAACUACAAGAACAGAUUAAAUGAAGAAGAAAAGGUAAUGCAUCUCUUCUUAAUUUAAAAGCAAACACUGAAGAAAGCUAGCAUCAAGGAGACAGGGUUUUCCAUUAAUCCUUUGUGAAUUUCCCCAAUCCUUUGUGCUUUUUUUAGAGGAGGGUAGAGAGGGCCGAGCUGGAACGUGAGCAUGAAGAAGCCCUUGCAGAAGCGAAGAGGAUAGAAAAGCUGAAAGCAGAAGAGCUCCUGGUUGCCAAGAAAUUUGAAAAACAGCAGCAGGUCUGAAACCCUUUCCUAAGCAAUAUUAAGUUUACCAUAUGAAUAGGUGAGAUGAUCUGUAAUGACAGCAGAGGGCCCAAAAUAAGCCAGUAAUACUAUUGUAGUGAAUGGCUAUUGGGUUUUAAAUGAUGAGUGGCUGAGACACCAUCAAUCAUUUGUUUUAGUUAGCUAAAUCACAUUUUUAUUUUAUAAAGAUCAUUAAAGAGCAGCAAUCCAAGAAGACAAUUGCAGAGUUAUCUGGGAAGGAUGGAGUACCAAUUCUGCAGAGUACUGAAGAAACUGACAAAAAUCAUAUAAAUGAAGUGAGUAACAACAUGUAUGUGGGUUUAUUGUCUCAGAAUUCCCUUUUAAUAAUGAAAUUGGGUGGUUGAGUUUUUCAGUCUGAGAGUAAAAUGAGGCCACCAAAAAAUAAGGGAGUAGUUUCUAUAUACCCAGGUAUGCAGAAGUAUAAAAGUGUGUAAAUGAAAAAGCUUUCUUUUUAAAUAAAACAACUGCUCUAUGACCUUCCAAGAAUGUGGGCACCGAGAUAAGAAAACACCAAACUAAUUGAUUGGUGAAUGAAUUUCUGGAUUCUCAAUGAACACUUUAGACGGGAGCUCCUUUGUCUUUCCUAUCUCUAUUGCUUGGAGUCAGGUGUGUGUAGCUGGCCAGUUAUAGCUCUAAUGAAAUCCUCAGUUUCUCCAUUAUUUUUUAUGGACAUUUCUCACUUCCAUCUGGGAACCUUAGGACAAAGGGAAGAAGCUGAGCAGAUUCUAUGAGUCUAAAAUCUAAGUCUCUAGUCAAUGCAUGGAAUCAGAUGAAUAAAAUAAAUUGAAAGAGAGAGGGAAUUAAUUGGUGUGUCAAGAUCCUAAAAGCUUAUAAUAUUAUAAUGAAUAACAUUAGUUUUGGAUGAGGAGAGAUGUAGGUCAUGAGAUUAAAGUCUCCUCCCCAGACUAUACACCACUCGCCUCUCUUCUUCACCCUGAAGAAGAGAAAAAAGCCACUGUGACCUCAUUAUGAUGCUGUCUCCCUAAAGAGAGAGGCUGUCCACUGUGAUCUCAUGAUGAUGUUGCCUCCUUGAAGGAAAGAGUCUGGCCACUGUAACCUCAUGAUCAUGUUGCCUUCCUAAAGGAGAGAAAAAAGCCACUAUGACCUCAUGAUGUUGCUUCCCUAAAGGAGAGUUUACCAUUGUAUAUACCACUGUAUAUACGAAGCACCCUGCACACACACACAAAAUGAAUAUUCUCCCCAAUUUUGUAGUCUUGGACAUGCAAGGAGCGUAAUUUUAUUAGAAACAUUCAAACAUGCAGUGUUACUAACUCUAGUCUGAAGAGGUACAGUUCAGGAGGGAAAAAUAACCAAAGCUCUCAUCUAGUGUACUUUUGUUUUUGCAGAUAGGCUGUUCCAUUCUGGGUUAGGUCCGACACUGGGGGUUGGAAAGGCAAGGUUGAAAGGCCACUUCCUGUAAAGUGGGAGUAGCUACCUAUCGCUCUCCAACUUAACUUAAAAAUGGAAACAUCUGCAACAUACACAGAAAUGCAACAACACUGUUGGAUCACCCUGAAACAGGAAAAACAAAAACAAAUGGAAACUAUAAGUGUGAAAUAAAUCAUCAGUAGGAGAACAACCAAUAUAAGGAGAGAAGAAGUGAACAUUUGAGACAGUGGGUGGGUGAAAUGCCUGUAUUCAUAAGAACAGAAGGCUCACUAGAUAAGAACGUUGUUUUCUUACUUUAUUUAUAAGGGAGUAUUCUUUAUUGGGUUGUAAAAAAGUACUGCCUCUCUGGGUGGGCAUUCUUCCUUGCCCAAACAGUCCAGCAUAUGCCACGCUGGCUUGAGGACUCAGUGAAGAUCCUUAUGGCCAAAGACUACCUUGGCUGAGGUUGAGUUAUUAUGAACAUUUAAUUAUUUAUUAAAUAUUUUUGUUACAAAAUAAUUGUAUUUUUAAUAUUUUCUUGGAAGUCGCCCAGAGUGGCUAGGGAAACCCAGCCAGAUGGGCGGAGUAUAAAUGAUAAAUUAUUAUAACUGAUUUCAAAAGGAGAAUUUUCAUGGUGGUGUAUGUCCCUGUGCUCAUGUAUAUGAUGUUGAUUUGUAUUAACAGAAGAGAACAGAAGAGAAGGAUGUGAGGAUUCCAGAAAAACAUGAAACUACUUCUGAGUCAAAGAAAGAAACCUUAGAAGACAAAUUGGAUCAAGGUUACAUCAGUGUUAUAAAGGCUGAAUUGGGUGAGACACCUGGUGAGGAGAAUAUCAGCACAACUCUCCAGGAAGGCUUGACAGAGAUAACCAUGGAUGAAGAUUUUAAUCGGAUUCCACAGGAGACGAUGGAUGACGGAGGUGAAAGCCGGUUGGAACAUGAUGAAGUAAAUCAGAAUGAACAGGAUACAGAAACAGAAGAUGACACGGAAGAUGAAGAAGCUACUCCAGAUGAGGAAUCCAAAUCCAGUCAAGAGCUGAAUUUGGAGUAA
Messenger RNA from Podarcis lilfordi (Lilford's wall lizard), 2834 nucleotides. NCBI's taxonomy places the organism in Eukaryota, Metazoa, Chordata, Lepidosauria, Squamata, Lacertidae. The record is from the annotation of a GenBank genome assembly.